This is a messenger RNA of Argiope bruennichi, 4992 nucleotides long. RefSeq lists its product as uncharacterized. The coding region runs from base 1 to 4992 and encodes 1663 amino acids. Gene Ontology annotation, biological process: DNA integration; proteolysis. NCBI's taxonomy places the organism in Eukaryota, Metazoa, Arthropoda, Arachnida, Araneae, Araneidae. Gene Ontology annotation, molecular function: aspartic-type endopeptidase activity; nucleic acid binding; zinc ion binding. The record is from RefSeq and is a predicted model, not a curated record. The transcript has 3 exons.
AUGUCUUUCUUAAAUAAAAGUAAAAAGGCAGACCUAAUCUGUCUAGCAGAAGAUUUAGGUGAGUCGCCAGACGAAACCAUGUCUAAAGUAAUUCUGAAAGAAUUAAUUUUAGCUAGUAAACAUUAUAACGAGGAAGAGGCAAAAGAAUAUUUAGAAGUUAUCGUAGCUGGAAGGUUAGAACAGGAACAAAAACUUGAAAAUGAAAAUAAACUAAAACAAGAGAGGGAAAAGGAAAAGUUUGCACUCGAAAAACUUCGUCUAGAAGUGGAAUUAUCCAGGAUCAAUCAAAGUUUGGUUCAAAAUAGUGAUCAAGUCGUGCUUGCAAAAUCAUUAGAUGAAAUAGUUAGGAUGGUUAGGCUCUUAACAGUUAAAGUUCCUAGUAAGUCAGACGGAUGGGACUAUUUCUUUUCAAGCUUAGAAAAGGCAUUUGUAAAUGAAAAUGUUAGUUAUGAAUUUAAACCAAAAGUGUUGCUUUGUUUAUUAGGAGACAAAGUGUCUAAUUUGUUAGUUAAUAUAGAAGAAGGCGAAUUAAAAAAUUAUGAAUCUUUGAAGAAAAUAGUAUUACAGGAAUACGAACCUUCACCGAAAUUGUGUUUAGAAAAUUUUCGCAAAGCUAAACGUAACAACGAUGAAACAUUUUCUCAAUUUGCAUCUCGGUUAACAUCCAUGUGGGUGUAUUAUUGCAAAUCAAGGGGUGCUAGUGAUUUUGAGACUGUAAAUCAACUCAUUGUAGCAGAUAAAAUGUUCCAAACAUUGGAUUCCGAAACGGCAACCCAUAUAGGUGUGCUACAGGGGGAAAGUUGGUUUAAGCCAAAGGAAAUGGGUAAACGUUGUGAUGUAUUCUAUGCAUCCAAGGGUAAAUCCUAUGACGGGUCAGUGAGAGCCAAAAGAAAUGAUUAUGAUGAAAGAGGUUUUCAGGGUAAUUGGGGAAAACAACAGUUCAAUGAGAAGAAGACCGAUAAUAGUAAUUUUUGCCCUAAGAAAAAUUUUGAAAAAUCAAAAAUCACAGAAGUUAGAAAGCUAACUUGUUACACUUGUGGCUCCGAUAAACAUUUUAGACGAGAUUGUCCGAAAAUUAAGGGAGCAGACUAUAAAAAGAUUAAGGUAAACAAGGUUUCCGCUGAGGGUGCAGAAGCAGAAUCAAAAGGGGAAACAGUAGCUGCUAGGGUGGAUUUACUCGGUAAAGUAAUUCCUAGGCAUGCUAUUGAAGACAAACUUUGUAAAUUGACAAAGGUAUCUGUCAGUGUAGCUGGGAAACUAGCCGAAGCAUUAGUGGAUUCUGGCACGGAAAUUACAGUUGUCAAAAGGGACUUAGUUCCUGAAGUUUCAGUCGAAGGUGCUUCUACAGUAUAUUUGAAGGGUAUUUUUGGUCCGGCGGUUAAAUGUCCUUUAGUGUACGUUCCGUUAAGUCUCGCUACUGGUGGCCAAGUUAAUGUGGUGCAUCAGCAAGUUUUAUGUGCUUUAGCAGAUGUUUUGGUGGAGGAUGUGUUGCUUCCACCGGAUAUUCUAAACAUGUUGGGAGGGGCCCGGAGUGAAGGAAAUUCACUGGCUCAGAACUCUCAGGAAUUGAGGGGUGAUCUGCAGGAGAAAGCACAGGAUAGCAUUAUCUUUGAGAAAACUCAAAGUGAAAUUACUUCAUGUGGGAAUGAAGUGGGAACGGUUAAUAAUAAGGAUGAGAAAGUAACCACUGAGACGGUUAAGGGAAGCAUGGUCGCUGAUACUUUUCGCUCUGAGCAGGAACAGUGUGUCGAAUUAGCAACGGCUUGGAAGCAUGCUAAAGAAGGCAAAAGUAACUACUAUGAGGUAGACGGUUAUCUGUUUCACAGAGACAAAAUACUCGGGGAGAGUAUUGGGCAACUGGUAAUUCCAAAGUGUAGACGCGGUGAGGUACUCAGACUUGCUCAUACCUCAGUGUUUAGUUGUCAUAUGGGUUCUAAAAAGACUCUAGAACGAAUCAAGUACUCUUUCUUCUGGGAAGGUAUGCGGACGGAUGUCAAAAAAUUUUGCGACUCAUGUAAAGAGUGUCAACUCACUCAGACUGUUAAGACUAGUGACAGAACGCCAAUUACGCCUGUCGUGAGGCCUGAAUUACCAUUUCAGGUAGUGAAUGUAGACCUUAUAGGUCCAAUUGAUCCUCCUAGUGCGAAAGGACAUAAAUACAUAUUAUGUCUGGUUGAUCAACAUACUAGGUGGGGCGAAACCAUACCGUUGACUAGUCUGAAUGCUAAGGCAACAUGUGAAGCUUUGUUAAGUAUAUUUUCAAGGACAGGUAUUCCUAAUGUUAUCGCGUCUGAUAACGGGACCAAUUUCACGGCAGAACUGACUAAAGAGUUUGAAAAACGAAUAGGGAGCAGUCCAAGAUUCUCUACCCCUGGAUAUCCACAAUCAAAUGGGUUGGUGGAGAGGUUUAAUAGAACUUUAAAAAACAUGUUGCAUAAUGUAGUCAGGGAAGAAGGUAGGGGAUGGCAUUUACAAAUUCCUUAUGUGCUGUGGGCGUACAGAGAAAUACCUCAUUCAACUACAGGUGUGUCGCCAUUUCAGUUACUCUAUGGUAGACCACCACAAGGUUCUUUGUCUAUCCUAAAAUCUACUUGGACAGGAAAAUUUAAUAAUGUACAAUUAAAUAGUACUUCCGUUUCCAAAUACCUGGAAAAUUUAAAAUCAAAACUAGAGAAGGCUGCAGAGCAGGCUAAGCUUGUUUCAGCAGUACAACAGGAAAAUGCGGCGUAUUAUCACAAUUUAAGAUCGUCUAACCGAGUGUACAAAGUCGGAGAUCAGGUGAUAGUAUUAAUACCUGAUUCGACUAAUAAAUUAUUUACCAGAUGGCAAGGUCCUGCAACUAUCGUUGAGAAACGUAAUCCCCAUUCUUUUUCAGUUAAAAUGUCGGAUGGUUCUACCAAGCACAUUCAUCAAAAUAAGUUAAAACAUUACAUAGCUAGUUCUAACUCUAUAAAUGUCAUUUUUGAGGAAGAAAAAGAAUUCGGGCAUGUUGAAACUUUACCAACCGCUACCAAAGAAUCUGAAUUUUUCGAAAUUCUUGAUAAUCUUGAAAUUAAACAUGUAGACAAUUCUCAGUUAGAAACUCUUAAAAAUUUAAUCGUUAAAUUUAAACGCAUCUUUACUAAACCCGUGCAACCAGCUGCGGUUGGCACUCAUAAAAUUGAACUAUUGCCCAAUACGGUACAGAAAAAGCCUCAUUGUUAUAGUGUUCCUAUUGCAUACAGAAAGGAAGUUGAACGUCAAGUUCAAGAACUUUUAGAAUUAGACUUGAUAGAACCUUCGGUAUCCGAAAUUGCUCAUCCGAUUGUUUGCGUUGCUAAAAAGGAUUCUUCAAUGAGAAUGCGCAUUGAUUUUAGAGCAUUAAAUGCAGUCACCAAAGUUCCAGUCUUUCCCAUGAAAGAUUUGCAAGAAUUGAUAUUCACUGCAGGGUCAGGCCAUUGGUUAAGUAGCUUAGAUCUUUUAAAGGGAUAUUGGCAAAUAAAAAUGGACGAGGAAAGUAAACGGUUGACGGCGUUUGCUACGCAUAAUGCUGUGUACCAGUGGAAGACCAUGCCUUUCGGUCUGGCGGGAGCAUCUGGUACUUUUCAACGUGAAAUGAACCGUGCCUUGAAAUCUCAUUCAGAGUAUGCGCAGGCGUACAUGGAUGAUGUAGUCAUUUAUUCUAAAUCUUUUAAAGAGCAUCUGUUUCAUUUAAAACUUAUACUGACAGAAUUAGAUGAAUUAGGAUUUUCUGUACGGCUGGAUAAAUGUACUUUCGCCACCAAACAAAUAAAAUAUUUAGGCCAUAUUAUAGGUGGAGGUAGACAUGGUCCAGAUAAAGACAAAAUUCUAGCAAUACAGAAAUUAGCUAGACCUACCACUAAAAAAGAGGUCAGGUCCGUAUUAGGAUUAAUGGGAUUUUACCGCACAUAUAUACCAAAAUUUGCGGAAAUAUCCACUCCACUCACGGAAUUAACCAAGAAGAAUAAGCCAAACAAGGUAAGUUGGGGGGAAGAAGAACAAAACUCGUUUGAGAAACUGAAAGAAUUACUCUGUGAGGUUACUAGUCUUGCUACCCCUGAUGCCAACUUGCCAUUCCAGAUACACUGUGAUGCGUCUGAUCAUGGUGUAGGAUGCUGUUUAACUCAGCAAGAUGCUGACGGGUCUUACAAACCAAUAGCUUUUGCCAGCCAAAAAUUCAACGCUGCACAAAAGAAUUGGGCAAGCAUUGAGAAAGAGGCUUGGGCAGUGCUAUAUGGUCUGAAUAAAUUCGAUAAGUGGAUUUAUGGUGCUAAGGUGGAGAUCAUAUCUGAUCACAAUCCUCUUAAAUAUCUGAACCAAACCACUCCUAAAAGUCCAAAGCUAACCCGUUGGGCUCUAGCUCUACAAAGGUGGAAUCAUUCCACCACACAUAGACCUGGUGUACAGCAUCGAGUUUUGAGGUGGUUGUCCGACGUCACCUAUGAAGUAGCCGAUUUCGACCCUAGUUCAAGAAGGCGGAAACCGAAGGAAGUUGUCCACGUCUUACGCAUGCAGCCAUACCAUGCCCCAGAAGAACAAGACGACCAACAUUCUUAUGAAAGUAUGGAAGUUCCGGAAAGAGACAUUUCUCAAGAGACAACUCCCUGUGAAGACGCGACGCCUUAUACUGGCCCUGCUUUCAAGAUCGUCACUGACCAUCAUUCCCUGUGUUGGCUGACAGGACUGAAGGAUCCCUCUGGAAGACUCGCUAGAUGGGCACUGCUACUCCAAGAAUACGACGUAUCAGUGGUAUACAAAAGUGGAAGAAAACACAAAGAUGCUAAUAGUCUAUCCAGAAACCUAUUAAAAGUCAAUGCUUCAGGGUCUGGGGACUCCAUAGGUGCCACUUUAUUCACUGAUCUCUCAGAAGAACAUAUGAAAGAUCCGGAAUUGGCAAGAAUAAUAAGAGACCAACAAAGUACCGAAGCAAGCAGGCUGGAAAACUUUGAAUUAGUCGGAGUCCUCUACAAGGAGAAUUUUGAUCCGUCCUGA